AUUUCCAAUUGGAUCACUCAUUUACUAGCAAGUUUGCUUUCGACUGUGUUCUUGUGCGUAGUGCUCCUGUUCGUGCGUCGUAUAAAAAUCUAAGUAAUUAAAAUGACUAGCCAAACACAGGGCAUUCAACAGCUACUUGCUGCCGAAAAGAAAGCAGCAGAAAAGGUAGCAGAGGCAAGAAAACGUAAGGCUCGCAGGCUAAAGCAAGCUAAGGAUGAGGCAAAUGAGGAAAUUGAAAAAUACCGCCAGGAGCGGGAGCGACAAUUUAAGGAGUUCGAGGCCAAGCAUAUGGGGUCACGUGAAGGCGUCGCCGCUAAAAUCGACGCAGACACCCGAGUGAAACUGGAUGAAAUGAAUCGUGCUCUGCAGUCGCGCAAGGAGCCAGUCAUCAACGAAAUCCUUCAAUACGUUUACAGUAUUGUCCCAGAAAUGCACAGAAAUUUCCGAAAAGAAUAAAUUCUUCGGAAUCUUGUUGGCUUUACCUAAAGGUUAAAUUUACAUCAACCGCUCUAUUCAAAUUUCCAUUAGAAAUGUAGCUCGUGUUCAUAAUCUGGAAGUAAACACUGUUUAAAGUUGUUCUACUAAAUUUUAUUUGUUUCUUGUUAUGUUAUCCAUAAGUAAUAUGAUAAAAUGAAAUAAAAUCCAUCGCCUGCGUGUGCACAAAUUAUAUUUA
This is a messenger RNA of Hermetia illucens (black soldier fly), 673 nucleotides long. It is a transcript of the gene Vha13, whose product is annotated as V-type proton ATPase subunit G. Lineage: Eukaryota; Metazoa; Arthropoda; Insecta; Diptera; Stratiomyidae. Gene Ontology annotation, molecular function: proton-transporting ATPase activity, rotational mechanism. Bases 103 to 456 code for a protein of 117 amino acids. Gene Ontology annotation, biological process: proton transmembrane transport. The record is from RefSeq and is a predicted model, not a curated record. The transcript has 3 exons. Gene Ontology annotation, cellular component: vacuolar proton-transporting V-type ATPase complex.